AUGGGGAUAAGCUCGAGGCUGGCCCCCCCCCCCCCGUGCUCGCCGCCGACCGUCGCCUUCCUGCGCCUGCCGCACCUGGCGUGGGACGUGCGCGUGGCCGGGGCGGCGGGCAGGGCCACCCCCGCGGGCUCCCCGCGCGCCGCCUCCGUGGUGGUCUGCACGCUGCGCGCGGGCGCCGCCGCGGCGCUGGCCGAGACGCCGCGCGUGGUCGCGGAGGAGUGCGGCGACGAGGAGAGCCGGCGGCGCUACGCCGAGGCGCUCCGCCCCUUCCUGCGGGGCCUGCGGCGAGACCUGGGGCGCCCCGCGCCCGAGCCCCUCACCGUGUGGACGUGGGCGGGGGCGACGGCUCUCCUGGCCGCGUGGCUGCUCGCGCCGGAGGUGGCCGGCGGACGCCCGUGCGCCGUGACGCUCAUGGAGGAGAACCCCGAGCUGGCCGGCCGCGCGGCGGCCCGCCUGAACGCAGGCGCAGGGGGCGGGAGCGAGCGGGCGCAGAUCGUCGCGCACGCUGGCCCAGACCGGAGGAGGGCCAGCGGAGACCGCGGCGGCGCUGCCCUUUCUUGA
Molecule: messenger RNA, 561 nt
Organism: Prorocentrum cordatum
Lineage: Eukaryota; Dinophyceae; Prorocentrales; Prorocentraceae
Source: the annotation of a GenBank genome assembly